AUGUCAACAGCUGAUGAAUAUAAAGCAGAAGGUAACAAAUACUUCACUGCAAAAGAUUACAAAAAGGCAAUUGAUGCAUUCACAAAAGCUAUAGAAGCUUCAUCAACUCCAAAUCAUGUAUUAUAUUCAAAUAGAUCUGCUUCAUAUGCAUCAUUAAAAGAUUGGACACAAGCAUUAAAAGAUGCAGAAGAGUGUACUAAGAUUGAUCCAAAAUGGGCCAAAGGUUAUAAUAGAGUAGCUGGUGCACAAUUUGGUUUAGGAAAUUUUGAAGAUGCUGAAAAUGCUUAUAAAAAAUGUUUAGAAUUAGAUCCUUCAAAUGCUCAAGCAAAAGAAGGUUUAAAAUCAGUUGAAAAUGCAACUAAAGCAAGAAAUUCAAAUGGUGAUGAUAUGGGAUUGGGUGCAAUGUUUAAUGAUCCAAAUUUAAUUACAAAAUUAAAAAAUAAUCCAAAAACUUCAGAACUAAUGAAAGAUCCUGAUUUAGUUGCAAAAGUUUUACAAAUUCAACAAAAUCCAAAAGCUAAUGCUACUCAAUUAUUAACCGAUCCAAGAUUAAUGACUAUUAUUGCAACUUUAAUGGGUAUUGAUAUGGAUUUCCCAACUGAAGAUCCAAGUGCAGCUGGAGCUGCAAGUGCUUCAAAAGAAGAGCCCAAAUCAACUGAUUCAUCAUCAUCAAAACCAGAACCAGAACAAUCACAACCUAAAGAAACUUCAUCAAAACCAACCACUAGUGAGACUCAAAAAGAAGAACCAAUAAAAGAAUCAAAACCAGAGGAAGAUGAAGAUGUCGAAAUGCAAGAUGCAGUUCCAUCAGAUAAAGAUGCAGCAGAUAAAGCAAAAGCUGAAGGUAAUGCAUUAUAUAAACAAAGGAAAUUUGAUGAAGCAAUUGCACAAUAUAAUAAAGCAUGGGAAUUACAUAAGGAUAUUACCUACUUAAAUAAUAGAGCAGCAGCAGAAUACGAAAAAGGUGAUUAUGAUGCAGCUAUUAAAACUUGUGAAGAAGCUGUUGAACAAGGUAGAGAUAUUAGAGCUGAUUAUAAAUUGAUUGCGAAAUCAUUUGCAAGAUUAGGUUCAAUUUAUUUGAAAAAAGAUGAUUUAGAAAAUGCAGUUAAAUAUUUUGAUAAAUCAUUAACUGAACAUCGUACACCAGAUGUAUUAAGUAAAUUAAGAUCAACACAAAGAGAAAUAAAAAUAAAAGAAGCUAAUGCAUAUGUAAACCCUGAAAAGGCAGAAGAAGCAAGAUUAGAAGGUAAAGAAUAUUUCACAAAACAAGAUUGGCCAAAUGCAGUUAAAGCAUAUGGAGAAAUGAUUAAAAGAGCACCAGAUGAUGCAAGAGGUUAUUCAAAUAGGGCAGCAGCAUUAAUUAAAUUAUUAUCUUUCCCAGAUGCAGUAAGAGAUUGUGAUAUUGCAAUUUCUAAAGAUCCAGAUUUUAUAAGAGCAUAUAUUAGAAAAGCAAAUGCUCAAUUAUUAAUGAAAGAAUAUACUCAUUGUAUGGAAACUUUACAAGAAGCUCGUGAAAAAGAUUCAAAAUUAGGUGGAAAAAGCAUUCAUGAAAUUGAUACAAUGUAUAAUAAAGCAGCAAUGCAAAGAUUUCAAGCAAUUGAUGGUGAAACUCCUGAACAAACAAUGGAAAGAGUUAGUAAAGAUCCUGAAAUUGUUAAAAUUUUACAAGAUCCUGUAAUGCAAGGUAUAUUAUCUCAAGCAAGAGAAAAUCCUGCUGCUUUACAAGAUCAUAUGAAAAAUCCUGAAGUUGCUAAAAAAGUUAAUAUGUUAAUUGCAGCUGGUGUUAUUCGUACAAGAUAG
This is a messenger RNA of Lodderomyces jiufengensis, 1800 nucleotides long. It is a transcript of the gene STI1, whose product is annotated as Hsp90 cochaperone. NCBI's taxonomy places the organism in Eukaryota, Fungi, Ascomycota, Pichiomycetes, Serinales, Debaryomycetaceae. The transcript has a single exon. Gene Ontology annotation, molecular function: Hsp90 protein binding. The coding region runs from base 1 to 1800 and encodes 599 amino acids. The record is from RefSeq and is a predicted model, not a curated record.